AUGUUCGUGACGCUGAAACUUCCGCAGCGCAUCGCGGAUGACCUGGUCUUCCGCUACGCGGUCCAGUGCAUUGCGUGCGCUGAACAAGGGUACGUUCCCCCCAAGAGGCGCUUCAUUGGAGGGGCGGGCUUGAAGAAAGUGCGGCAGAAAAUGGAGGUCACGCUCGCCCCCGUUGUCGGGAGCUGGAAGCGGGAUUGGGUCACCGUGUUGUCGGACAUGAUGACCGACCGUUGUGGCUGCCCGCAGGCCAACGUGCUCCUUGUCAACAACUCCGGCGCAGUUUUCGAGCAGGCGGUCAACUGCCACAGGGAGUCGAAGACCGGGGAGUACAUCGCCAGCCUUCUCCGCCCCGUCAUUGAUAAGGCGGGGUCGGAGAAUGUGGUGGCAGUCUGCACCGAUGGAGGCAGCAACUACGCAUCGGCAGCCAAGAAGAUCGCGGGCACAUUGCCGCAUAUCGAGCAUGUGCCAUGUGCCACGCAUGUUUUGUACCUGAUGAUGGAAGAUGUGGGCAAAAUGGGAUGGGCGAAGGGGCUCGUGGAGAAGGCCGGGGAGAUGAUUACCUUUGUGCGCAACCACCACUGGGAAGGCGUCCACACUGCCCGCUGCAACCGGCUCGGGUCCGCCAAGUAUGCGGACCUCGUCUACAUUUCGCACAAUUGGUACAAGGAUGGGACAGCACGGUUGUGCCCGGUAACAUCCCCGAUGCCCAUGGACGAGGAGGAGGAUGAAAUGCUGGGGGCGGAAAUAGAGGAUUCAGUUCUGGCGGAUGAGUAUGGGGAAGGGAUGGUGGUGGAAAAGCCCCGCAAGGAAAUAGGUUAUGGGGAAGCUAGCUAG
Closterium sp. Naga37s-1 is the source of this 834-nucleotide messenger RNA. Lineage: Eukaryota; Viridiplantae; Streptophyta; Zygnematophyceae; Desmidiales; Closteriaceae. The record is from the annotation of a GenBank genome assembly.